Messenger RNA from Rhopilema esculentum, 2875 nucleotides. NCBI's taxonomy places the organism in Eukaryota, Metazoa, Cnidaria, Scyphozoa, Rhizostomeae, Rhizostomatidae. The record is from RefSeq and is a predicted model, not a curated record.
GUGGCAGACCACUGGAAGAAAUGCAAAAUUAUGCCUUUGAAAGGGCUAUGGAAUUUUUUGAACAAAAUGACGAGGAACAGCUCACCAUUAAAGAUUUAGUUGAAAAAAUGGCUGACUUCCUUCAGGAAUCUAAAACUUCUUCAUACAGUGCUGUAUACAUGAAGAAGAGGAUCAAAGAACGUUUCGGAGAAGAUGCUAUUUUCACAGAGCUGGAUGGAAGAACUGAUGUUGUAACCAUGCGACCCUUUGCUGCAAAAAUUCUGCAAAAGUUCUAUAAUGAGCCAAAGAAGGAGGACGUUAAGGAAGAAGAGAUGAGAGUUGUUAAAACAGCGGCAACAUGCCUAAAGAAUGCCAUUAAGUCAUGUCCCACCUCAAAGGAAUAUUAUGCAAGCAACAGUGAUAUAUCAUCUAUGGAAAAUGCAAUGUCCUACCUACCAGAGUCACUGAUCUUGUUACUUGACACAAUUCUUGUUGGAAAAGAUAAAAAAAGUAAGAUUGCCUCAAUUGGUCAAGCAAUCAUGCAGGCGGCGAGACCUAGAACAUUGAUUGCACCUUUACAACUUGGUCUUGGGGUUCAAAUGCACCACCACUUUGGAUCGAGAUUUCUGGUAGACUCACUUCAUAGGCAUGGAUUUUGUUGCUCCUAUUCAGAAGUGCAAGCUUACGAAAGGAGUGCAGCUAUCAAAGAUGGAGUUGAGCUGAGUAUCCCUGAGAGACAAACGCUAGUUCAAUAUGUUGCAGACAACGUCGAUCACAACAUUAGAACUAUUGACGGAAGAAAUACUUUUCAUGGAAUGGGAAUAAUUGCCACUAUCACCCCAAGGAGUGCUGCCCGUACUUCAACAUUUAUCCCAAGGCGAUGCAACAUAUCAUCUGAUGAAAUAGCAGCCAUCGGUGCAAUUAACAUCAAGCAGUACAAUAUAGCCAAUAACCAACUCAACAUCAGGUACGAUCAGUUGCUCUCAAAUGAAAUUGUUGAUCCAACAUCAAAAUUGGAUCUCUUAUGGCAAGUUUCUUGGUUGCUGAACCCAAGAAGGCCAUCAUGGUCUGGAACAAUGCAAUGGUGCCACCAGGGGGAGUAUCCAGGCAAGUCAUCUGUUAUCUUUUUGCCAAUGAUCGAUUUGGAUCCCAGCAAUGUCACUUGUAUUCACUCUACCUUAGACUUUGUUUCUCGCCAUGCCAAAAAAUAUGAUGUGACAUCGAUUCUCACUUUUGAUCAGCCGCUAUGGUGGAAAGCCAUUUGUAUCAUCAAAGGGGAGCCAAUUGAUAGCCCUUUGCAUCAAAUAAUUUUGCGACUUGGAGCUUUUCAUACAGAAAUGAGUUUCCUCGGAAGUAUUGGAUAUCUCAUGAGAGGGUCAGGAUUGCAAGAAUCUCUCGAGCUUAUAUAUGCUGAUAAUGUUGUCCCACAUAUUCUCACUGGUAAAGCUAUCUCCCGAGCAGUACGUGGCCAUCAGUUAGUCGAAACAGCUCUAAAUGCUAUUUUGUUAUCGAAAGCCUGUGAUGUACCAUUGCCUACAGAUGCUGACAGAGAGCAGGAUGCUGCCGAUACAAAAGGAGAGGGUCCAGAGGCUCAACAGCGUGACAGAGGUGCAGAGGCAGCUGCUGAGUUAGAAACCCCAGAAGUAUCCAGUGAUUUGAGGAAUUUGAAAGAUAUGUUUGAGUCACUGAUGCAAGGAAGGGUUUCUAUGGGAUAUGUUUGUCAAUCACAUGAUCUUGAGGAUGUAAGGCAGAAAAUACUCGAUGCCAAAUCGUCUUCAAGCAAUUCCAGGACAGGAAAGCUUUGGUUGCAGUACCUUGAAAUGAUAGAGAUUCUUCGCACAUUUAUCAAAGCUGAGAGGACCGGAGAUUGGAACCUGCACUUGCAAACUGUUCAAGCUAUGUUGCCUUACUUUGCCGCCUCGGGACACAACCUCUACACCAAGAGUGCACGAAUAUAUUUGCAAGAAAUGAGCAAGCUAAAGGAUGAUCAUCCACGUGUCCAUGAUGCCUUUGAGAAGGGAUUCCAUGUUAUCAGACGCUCUGAUCGUUAUUGGGCUGGAUUAUCCUCAGACCUCAUCGUAGAACAAGUUUUGAUGCGAAGCCUUAAAACCUCUGGUGGCUUGACAAGAGGAAGGGGAAUGUCUGAAACACAGAGGCUGAUCUGGUUGUUAUCCAUGCCAGCAACUGCUGAGAUCAAUGAAGCUAUGCAAGAGUUUACUGAAGUUACUUUCAGCAGCAGUGAGCAACAUAAAGAUACGUCAGAAGCGAGAAUUAGCAGUGAUUUGAAAGACACAAAUUCACUUCUUUCAUUCUUUCAGGUAAGAGAUCCAUUUAGUGACGACUGCAGUCUUCGCAACAUUGCGACAGGGGUAACAGCAAUAGAUACAGUCAAUGCUGACGUUGCAAAAGAAGUUGGAAACAAGAUUCUUGAAAAAAUGACAGGUCAAUAUUGCAAAGAUUUUGUGCUCAAAAGAGCAAACCAGGCCAUUACGCUUGAUGCAAAAAAGCACCCAAAGGAAACAGAUGGAGACAUUCAUGUAGGACCCCAGCUGUUAUUUCAAAAACUUAUUGCGUUAAAAGUCAUACCACUGAAGAUACAUCAAAACUUUUCAGCUACGAGCUCUGUUCUGUUCCAGCAUCUUUAUUUGAAACAAAUGGCUCCUUGAGAAAAGCUAACAAGCCCGUCCUGGCGAGUACCAUAAGAAAAAUGGUUGACACAGAGAUUAAAAUACCAUCGCAGCCAGUAAGGUAUGUUUUAGAUGGGGGCUCUUUGCUGCAACAGAUAUCUUGGAAGCGUGGAGCAUCAUAUGCCUCCAUUAUCGAUAGUUAUGUGGCAUAUGUGAAAAGGAAGUACACAAAAGCUUUCAUAGUUUUUGAUGGGUAUUCCGCUGGUCAU